AUGCUGGACUCCAGUGACUGCUCCUUGUCUCUGGACAAUCUGUUUUUUGAGAAACCCAUUGUCCACAAAGUAAAGCCACUGCACCAGGAGGCCAAUCCAUGGAAGCUGGAAGUGCCUCCAUGUCUUUCUCAGAUUCCAGCUAGUCAGGAUUUGCAGGAGGAGGCAGAGUCACUCUCUACCCUAUACAGUUUCUCACAGAAACCCAAGAAGUUUCUUCCUCCUUUUAAAGUAUCAGAUGGCCUUAAAUUAUUAUCAGAAAUCAACAGUUCUUGCAGUUUUAGCAAUGAUAAGAAAGAGAUUGAGGAGACGCAGUGUGGCAGUAACAGUAACGGCAUCAGCAGAUGUGAUGGCCUCUGGGGAGGUGAAGAGUUCAGGGAUUACUCUCAGGGUGCCUGUCAGAGUGGCAGAGGUGGAGAUGAAACCCUGCAGGACUCUGGUCAUGCGGCCAUCAGCACGAGGUGUUUGUCUCUGAACUGCAGCAAAAGCCCACCGCUACGGAGAAGCUUGUUCAAGGUUCAGGUGUUGAACAGCGGAGGUGACUCGUCAAACACGGAUGACCUCAGUAUCAGCGGCAGCAGCAGCAGCCAGAAAGCAUCCAGACCUCAAACUUUUCUCAGUCAGGUUACCAUGGCGACAGUGCCUCCUCCUCUUCAGCCGCCACGGGCGACAGUUAGCCAGGCAGCUCCUCCUUUCCCCCCAAAGCCCCCCUUCUCACCCCCUCCUCUGAGCUCAUCUGCAGCGAGUGGCCGACCCCCGCAGCAGGCAACAUAUGCAGAGAUGCCGGACAAGGGCACAAAGAGAGCCUUCGUUCCGCCCAUGACGCCUCAGCCGCUCUGCAUACAAGGUUCAUCUGGGUCAGAAGUUUUGCGACCUGUUUCUGAAAUCCCGUCUAGGUUCAGAUCCGUCUUCAAUGAGUUCCCGUUUUUCAACUACGUUCAGUCCAAAGCACUAGAUGACGUUCUUUACACAGGUAAGAAUUUUGUAGCCUGUGCUCCAACUGGAUCUGGUAAAACAGUGCUGUUUGAGCUGGCCAUCAUUCGCCUUCUAAUGGAAACGUCCGAGCCCUGGAGAGACGUCAAAGCUGUCUAUAUGGCUCCUAUCAAAGCGCUGUGUAGUCAGUGCUUUGAGAACUGGAAGAAGAAGUUUGGUCCUCUGGGGCUGAGCUGUAAGGAGCUAACGGGUGACACAGAGAUCGAUGACUUCUUUGAGAUUCAGGACUCCCACAUCAUCCUGACCACGCCUGAAAAAUGGGACAGCAUGACAAGGAAAUGGAAGGAUAACAGUCUUCUACAGCUAGUCAGGCUUUUCCUUAUUGACGAGGUGCAUGUGGUGAAAGAUGCAACCCGCGGUGCCACCUUGGAGGUGGUUGUGAGCAGGAUGAAGGCAGUAGACACUUACAGGACAGCACAGAAUGCACAGGCACGCCUCUCUAUGCGGUUUGUGGCCGUAUCAGCCACCAUACCCAACAUCUCUGAUAUAGCUGACUGGCUGUCUAAUGAAAGUGGUCCAGCCACAUAUCUGGAUAUGGAUGAGAGCCAUCGUCCUGUGAAGCUGAGGAAGGUGGUUUUCGGAUUCCCCUGCAAUCCAAACCAAACAGAGUUUAAGUUUGACCUGUCACUCAAUUACAAGAUGGCCAACAUCAUACAGACGUACUCUGACCAGAAGCCUGCUCUAGUGUUUUGCUCUACCAGGAAAGGAGCCCAGCAGUCAGCGGCAGUUCUGGCCAAGGAUGCUCGAUUCAUCAUGAGCAUUGAGCACAAGCAAAGGUUGAUAAAAUAUGCUAACUCUACUCUGGAUUCAAAGCUGAGAGAUCUGGUGUUGUUAGGAGUUGGUUACCACCAUGCAGGAGUUGACUUGUCAGAUAGGAAGGUGAUAGAAGAGGCCUUCACUCAGGGAGACCUGCCUGUCCUCUUUACCACCAGGACUCUGGCCAUGGGGGUGAACCUGCCAGCUCAUCUGGUGGUGAUCAAGUCCACUAUGCAGUAUGUUGCAGGCUCCUGUGAAGAGUACAGCGAGUCCGACCUGCUGCAGAUGAUAGGCCGAGCUGGAAGACCACAGUUUGACACAUCAGCAACUGCCGUGAUCAUGACCAAGCUUCAAACCAGAGACAAGUACAUGAAACUUAUGAAUGGGAUGGAAAUCAUUGAGAGCAGCUUAGACAGUCACCUGGUGGAGCACCUGAAUGCUGAGGUUGUUCUCCAAACCAUCAGUGAUGUCAACAUGGCUCUGGACUGGAUACGCUCCACCUUCCUCUACAUCAGAGCCCUCAAGAACCCCACACACUACGGUUUCUCUGCCAGCUUAGACAGACGUGGAAUUGAAGCAAAAUUGCAAGAACUGUGUCUGAAGAACCUCAACUCUCUGUCCUCCAUUGGUCUCAUCGACAUGGAUGAAGAUAUUAACAUCAAACCAACAGAGGCCGGCAGGUUGAUGGCUAGGUUCUGUGUUGCCUUUGAUACCAUGAAACAGUUCUGCAACGUGUCUGGCACUGAGAACCUGUCUGACCUGAUUGAGCUGGUGUCGAGGAGCAGAGAGUUCAGCGACAUUCAGUUGAGGAUGAAUGAGAAGAGGCCUUUGAACACUUUGAACCGGGACAAGAACAGAGUCACCAUCAGGUUUCCCAUUGAGGGAAAGAUCAAAACCAGUGAGAUGAAAGUGAACUGCUUGAUUCAGGCUCAGCUAGGCUCCAUCUCAAUUCAAGAGUUUGGACUUACACAAGACACAGCAAAGAUCUUCAGGACUGGGAUGCGCAUCAGCAGAUGUCUGUCAGAGUAUCUGAGUCAGCGAUCCAAGACCGGUUUCUCUGCUCUGCUCAACUCUCUGAUCCUCGCUAAGUGCUUCAGAUCAAAGCUUUGGGAGAACUCACCCUAUGUUUCCAAACAGCUGGAGAGGAUAGGCCAGACUCUGUCAGCUGCCAUGGUGAACGCUGGACUCACCACGUUCAGCAAAAUAGAGCAAACCAACCCCAGAGAGCUUGAGCUGAUUCUCAACAGACAUCCACCAUUUGGCAACCAGAUCAGAGAAUCUGUCACACACCUCCCAAAGUAUGAAGUUACUCUGGAGCAGCUUCCAAGGUAUAGCUGUGCUACAGCUGAGAUUGUGGUGAAGGUCAGUCUAAAAAACCAAGCACAGCUGCAGUCCAGGAGAACGGCUCCAGACCGCCACUAUGUCUCUCUGAUCAUCGGAGACUCUGACAACAACGUGGUCUUUCUACAGAAACUCACGGACUUGGUGCUGUUGAAGUGUGGUAGCUGGUCGAAGAAGAUUGAGGUGGCGAAGGCCUCGAAAGGAGAAGAGAUCAGUGUCAAUCUCAUCAGCUCAGAAUAUGUGGGCCUCGACAUCCAGCAGAAGUUCAACGUGUACUACUCUGGAUCAAGAAGGUUUGGUACUGGAAAUCCAUACAAUUUACCGUAUGAUCCCACUGGCCAGAGACCACAGCACUCUGCACCGAAACCACAGGCUACAGAUCAGGCUACACUUCAGUGGGAAAAUGUCACAUCUGGUACAGACCAAGAUGUAGGCAACAAAAGACAGUGCAACCACUUCUGCAAGAAUAAGGAUCUCUGUGGCCACGACUGCUGUAAAGUAGGUGUAACUGUGGCACGAAAGAGGUCAGCGAUUCAAGAAUCCAGUUUCUCUUCCUAUUUGAAAGACCUGAGGAGCAGGUGUGACACAUUAGCACAGACUCCUGUCAAGCGCCUCAAGAUGAAAAUGAGUGAAGAGUCUGUGUCUGUCAACAUGCAGGAGUUUCCUUACAAACCCAAAGAGAGGCUUCCUGCUGUUUCCUGGUAUGGGGUAAAUCACCAUGAGGCUUCAGUGACAUCUCACACUGAGACUGUGGAUCUGACAGGAGAAGACUGUGCUCAGCUGACAGACGUGGUUCAUCUGGAUGACUUUGACAGUGAUUAUGUUGGGGACAUGCACAGGAUGAUGGAAGAGCCCGUCCAAACCCCUGCUGCAUCUCGCGCAGUCCAUCAAACGUGGAUGAACCCGGGAACAAGUGGAUGGAGUCAGAGCCCUGAACAGCAUCUAAACCACGUCAAUGCGACCAACGCAGCUCACUCAAAGAGGUCCACUGAAUUAACCAACCAGGCCAGUCACUGUGAAACUUACUCAUCCUCACAAAUACCAACAGUCAGCUUUGACCUUGGAGCUGAAUGGGACAACUGGGACGACUUUGAUGAUGAGAACUUGGUGCAUGCCAGCGAGACAUCCUUAGCCUCAUGCACAGCUAAUGCUAAACCUCAAAUCCAGCAGUCUGAUGAGUAUAACAUGCCAGGCUUUGCUGCUACAUCAGCUCCACUAUUCUUCAGUCCCUCACAAGUCAAACCCUGCGUAACCGCUGCCAGGACACCACUGAGGUCGAUUUCAGCAAAUGGAAGUGCUGACAGCAGAAAACCAGAACCCUCACUGGUCACAGUCAGACCACAGAACAGAAUCACACUCGACUGGAAUAAAAAGAGACCAAGCUUCUUCAGUGAAGAGAUAACGGUAAAAACACCAGAAAUUUUACCCGAACAGACUCACAAGGCCUGGGCAGCCACGAGGUUUGAUUUCUUCUCAUCAGUGGGAGUCCCAGCCAACGCCAGCUCAUGUGACAACAGAAGCAUCAACAGCAAAGAGGAGGAAGCUUUCCUUGGGAUAUUUGAUGGUAUAUUUUAGCGCUUGUUUAACUCUGCUAUGAAUAUGUCUUGAACAAGUGUUUUCUUUGUGUUCAUCUUUCUUUAACCUGUGAGCUUUACAUCAAGAGUAGGAUACUGUUUUAAAGUCAUGUUAUUAUAUAUUCAUAUUGUAAAUGAAACAAUUUGUUUCUAAUGUUUGUUCUAAUUGUUAAUGUAAUUUAUUUAUUUAUUUAUGUUUUUAUUUUCUUAACAACUUCUGUUCAUUGGAGGAUACAGUUCAUUUAUGGAUAAAUUCUAAACAUGUAAGCCAGGUUAUUUUGUUGGGGACGACUGCGGAACGAGUGGGGCAUAGAAACUAGUGUUUGCACUUUUGUUCUUAAAAUCACCCAGCUCAUGGAGUUAUGGAUAUAUUACCAGUUUAAUCCACAGUGUGCUCUAAACCAGGUUUGGUCAUAUAUAACUGUGGUGGCAAUCACAGUGUGGCUUAUGGGGGAUGUGAAGUGAUGAAAAGGGAAGUGGAAAUACAGCAGGUAAGAGCUCAGAGUAAGAUCACAUACACAGAGGCUGACUGUGAGUCAGUGAGGAGGAACUGAUGAAAGACGGAGAACAGGAAAACAACCCACAAAAGAAUCAGAGCAGGCAAAUGAGGGCGAAGUAAUGGUUGAUUGAUUUAAAGUCGCUAGUUACUUUCUUAGCAGGGGUAGUAAGUGCUACAAUGGAGGUUCCAUUCUUAGAGAAUAUAAAUAAUCAUUUAGAUAUCAGCAGAUAGAUAUGGGAGGAGGCGAGGAACAAUCUCAAUAUUCAGAUGCCAUUUGUGUCCAUAUGAUAUGUUUCUGUGAUGGGUGGGUCAGAGUAUGGGGGAGGAUAUGCUACAUUUAUUAGGGAGUAUUUUAUUUAAAGUGGUGAGCAGAACAAAUGAGCACGAAUUUGUAACUGUAGAGCUAUAGCAAUGCAACAGCAAGUUACAAGUUUAAAAGGUUAUUCUUUGUACAGAUUCCUGUUCUGCAUGUAAUGUCAUAGCAGUUAUUUACAUCUCAUGAUAGGCAGGAUAUUGUUAAUGAAAUAAAACUCUAAAAAAUAUGAAUAUUUUGAUAACAUUUAUGUGGAUAUCAUCUCACGUAGGGCCUGGUCCACAGUCCAGCAUAGUAAGUGGCGGUGGUGCAGCCUAA
Messenger RNA from Toxotes jaculatrix (banded archerfish), 5791 nucleotides. RefSeq names its product helicase for meiosis 1 (gene hfm1). The coding region runs from base 1 to 4662 and encodes 1553 amino acids. The record is from RefSeq and is a predicted model, not a curated record. Gene Ontology annotation, molecular function: ATP binding; nucleic acid binding. Lineage: Eukaryota; Metazoa; Chordata; Actinopteri; Toxotidae. The transcript is spliced from 39 exons.